AUGGCCGCCUCGGUGGCCGCCAUCGAACCCUUCGUCACCGACACCCCGGCCUCCGCCAUGCAAUGCCAGACCACUGUGAUGACCUGGACCGGUGGCGUUCGUAACGCCUUUCAACUUGGUCCGAACGGUCCCCUUCCCUGGGACGCGUCUUGCUUAUUUACUGACGAUACCGAUUGCGCUGCUACUCAUUCUCAAUCUAUCGUGCACGACCGGACUUCCGAGCGCCACCUCAGCCUCACGGACGGCACUUUUUCGUGGAACACCGAUCUCCCUGCUAGUGACCACGCAUCCUUCCUGCUCCUGAGUCCUCCGUCGGUUCACGGCACUUACGAACGCCGCGGGCUCCCGCAAACACCGAGCUCUUCUUCUUCCUGA
Molecule: messenger RNA, 375 nt
Organism: Trametes versicolor FP-101664 SS1
Lineage: Eukaryota; Fungi; Basidiomycota; Agaricomycetes; Polyporales; Polyporaceae
Exons: 4
Coding region: 1-375 (124 amino acids)
Source: RefSeq, a predicted model, not a curated record